CAGACGCGCGGUGCCCGUCUCUCAGCUGAUAAGUGACGUAGACCGUCCGUCCCCCCCUCCCCCCACGUUUUAAAGCGUUUCCCUGCGGUGGAGCCCGUGCAGGAGACGCGGCGCAGGCACAAGCGGCACGCCGCAGUUUUCGAGGCUGCGCAUGUGUUGUCACGGCGCAGAAAAAGGGGCUGCGAAGCGGCGGAGCGACUGCGGAGCUGCCCGUUAAUCCCCCCCCGAGCGACCGAGACGGGGCGGAGCGGUGAGGACUGACAGGAGGCGACAUGGUGGAUUACUAUAACGUCCUGGGAGUGUCCAAAACAGCCUCCCAGGAUGACAUCAAGAAAGCGUACAGGAAACUGGCAUUGAAGUGGCAUCCGGACAAGAAUCCAGACAACAAAGAGGAAGCAGAGAGAAAGUUCAAAGAACUGGCGGAAGCCUAUGAAGUCCUAUCUGACACGAGUGAGCGCGCUGCAUACGACAGAUGCGGAAACGACAGAGUGCCACACACAGGAUCCUCCAGCUCAGACUUUCCGUCUGAUUUCCCAGGAUUCACCUUCACAUUCCGCAACCCAGAUGAGGUUUUCAAAGAGUUUUUUGGCAGCCAGGAUCCUUUCGCUAACUUCUUUGAUGACUUUUCGUCUUUUGGAGGCUCGCACUCUCGCCUCGGACCCAGUCGGUUCUUUUCCUUUCCUGCAGCACGAGUUGAUUUCUCCACCUUCUCCUCAUCCUUGGGUGGUCUGGAAGGCAUGGACAGCAUGGGCGGAGGGAUGGGCAACUUUAAAUCCGUUUCUACCUCCACUCGCAUCAUAAACGGCAAACGCACAACCACCAAGAAGGUAAAGGAGAAUGGGCAGGAGAGAACAGAGAUUGAGGAGGAUGGGGUAUUAAAGAGUGUCCUAAUUAAUGGCGUGGAGGACGAAAUGGCCCUCGCCCUGGAGCUGAGCCGGCGAGAGGGACGGACGCGCCCCUCCCCUCAGAAGCCGCAAAUCCAAAGCAUAUCGCCCGAAAGACCCCACUCCGGCGCCCACCCUUCCCCCACACACCGGUCACUCAGCUCCGCCCCCUUCUACAGCUGCGGGCUCGCGGGCAGCGUCGAGGAUGACGAGGAAGAUGAAGACCUGCAGGUGGCUUUGGCAUGCAGUCUGUCCGAAAUGGAAGCCCAGCGGAGAGCAGGUGCCACCGACUUCAUAUCAGGUGCCGGGGGUGUGGGCAAAGCCGCGGGUGGCCGUAGAGGAGGAGGGGUUGUUAAGACGACGCGUUUGAAUGUGGCUCGUGCUGAGAAGGUGCUUGAAAGCGCGGGAGAUGCAGAGGGGCAGUUUAAGAUGGACUCGGGGCCCGGAGCCGGGGGGGUAGUGGAGGGAACGGCCACCAGGGAACCAGACGUCUCUCCUGAGUCGUCCUCCACUGCCGACACCACGGCAACCGACCAGAGCAGCGAACAGCAACCUGCUAGGAAGAAAAGUGAUGGCGGUGUGAAAAAGAAAAAGAUGUGUGGUUGUGUUUUGUGCUAAUGCGUUGAGUGUGUGUGUGUGUGUGUGUGUGUGUAUUUGCAAUGCCUUAUCUUUUAUACCUAAGUAUUCUGUUUUCCGCCUGAUAGUCUGUCUCUUGAUGUGAGGCGGACCGAUCAACUUGCGCGUCAAUUCAGUCUUAACACUUCUCAAAGAAAGAGAAUGAGUCCACUUUUAAUUAGUGCCAAAAUUUCCACGUGAAUUUGCUAAUAAUAUCAGCUAUAAGAUCAAAUUGAUUGUGAACCAAUAGCUUUCUGAAUGUAAGUGAAUUUGCCAAAUAUUCAUGCAGACUGAACACAGCGUCAUUCAGAGGAACUUGUGUGUGUGUUUGUGUUUUUUCUGUGUGUGGCUCAGCUGAGGCGCCCCGUUUCUCGUUCAGACUUUGUUGCAAAGGGCCCGCAACAAGAAAAAAAACAGGACGUUUACAGUGCAAACACACCUUGUAAAUACGCUCGGUCAGGAUCGGCGAACCCGUAGCACAGAGUUCAUUUCAGAGUGCAUUAGUCAGGGUGGAAUGUAUCCUUUGUCUACCUUUCUCGGCCUUUAUACCCUCACUAAAAUACCAUGACCAUGUUUGGGGAGCGGCAGCACUUUAUGAGGUUGUAGCACAAUGUACAAUAUCUACCGCAUCAUGACUGUAAACCACAGCUACUAUGAAUCAUUAUAUAAUAUCGUUCAGAAUUUGAUCCUUUUGGUGCCUUUGCAUGCUUUAAGCUACUUUACUGUUUUUUAUUUGCUUGAAUUACCCUUGAAAAUGUGCCACAGUAGAGAAAUAACUAAUGUGUUUCCAGCAGAGCAGAUGUCAAAGCUAUACAUCAACAUACUAGUUUUUGUACUAUCUAAACUGCCAUGUGUGUUUUUUAAUUUUUCCUUCAAAUUUCUAAAAGAGUAGUAAGUAAUAAAGAUUGAGCUGAAGAGGAUAA
Molecule: messenger RNA, 2422 nt
Organism: Gasterosteus aculeatus aculeatus (three-spined stickleback)
Lineage: Eukaryota; Metazoa; Chordata; Actinopteri; Perciformes; Gasterosteidae
Gene: dnajb2
Product: DnaJ heat shock protein family (Hsp40) member B2
Molecular function (GO): Hsp70 protein binding
Source: RefSeq, a predicted model, not a curated record